This is a messenger RNA of Gadus chalcogrammus (walleye pollock), 2815 nucleotides long. RefSeq names its product radial spoke head 10 homolog B (gene rsph10b). NCBI's taxonomy places the organism in Eukaryota, Metazoa, Chordata, Actinopteri, Gadiformes, Gadidae. The record is from RefSeq and is a predicted model, not a curated record. Bases 14 to 2716 code for a protein of 900 amino acids. The transcript has 19 exons.
UCGAUACUACAAAAUGGCAAAAGGGGAGAGGAAGAAUAAAACCAGAAAAACAUCCGCCGCAACAGAAAAUAAAAUAUUGAUCGACUCUCCGGCUCCUUCCGUGUCGGAGUCCCCAGGUGUUGUUUUAACAACGUCUGAGUUGCCGCAGUAUCAACACGUCGAGGAUCAACAGCACACGGACGAAAUACAUGAACCUCCUGCCGUUUCUGAUAUUAUCGUACAGAGGUAUGAAGGGGAAACGUACAAAAACAAAAUGCAUGGAGAGGGUGUUGCACAUUUCCAAGGUGGUCAUGUGUACAAGGGUACAUUUUCCGAGGGUCUCAUUCAAGGAUAUGGUCUCUUCACGUGGUCAGAUGGAGUGAAAUAUGAGGGCCAGUUUGAAGCCAACGUGCCCAUGGGCCAUGGAAAGUACACCUGGCUGGAUGGUAGUUCCUACGAGGGUGAUAUUUACAACGCCAUACGUCAUGGGAUCGGAGCCCACCGAUGUGCCAACACGCCUCUUCUGUACAGGGGCCAGUGGCAUCGUGGGAAAAGACAUGGCAAGGGUGUGGUCUAUUACAACCAGGCAGAGACCUCCUGGUACGAUGGUCACUGGAAGGGGAACAAGAGAGAAGGUUGGGGAGCGAGACGUUAUCCUUCUGGCAACCUGUAUGAGGGGGAGUGGCGGGACAAUGCCAGGCAUGGGGAAGGCACCAUGAAGUGGCUGACCCUGGGGGAGCAAUACGUUGGGACGUGGAGCAACGGUGUUCAGCACGGCCAGGGCACCCACACCUGGUUUGUUUGGCGGAUGCCUGGGUCCCAGUACCCCAGGAGGAACGAGUACCAGGGGGCCUUUGUCCUGGGGCAGAGGCACGGCCAGGGCACCUUCUUCUACGCCAGUGGGGAGUGUUACCAAGGAGAGUGGAGGAAAAACGAAAAACAUGGACGGGGAAAAUUCACUUUUACUAACGGCCGCAGCGUUGAAAGAGAGUUUGUGGACGACCACAUGCUGGAGUUUCCUCAGUGGGGUCUGGACGGUUCGACCAGCCCCCAUCCUGACCACCCCCCCCGUGGCGGACCGACCCACCAGCUACCUGGCCAGGGCUUUUCCUCCAUGCUAGGCCCGUACAUGGAGCUCGACAUCGACUUCCUGCUGGAGAAAUUCCCCGCGAGCAUCAGGCCCUCAGAACACAAACAGGUGGAGCUUGUGGUGCUCAGGCACGUAUCGGAGCUCAGGUCCAUCUACAGCUUCUACAGCAGCCUGGGCCACGCUGAGUCGCCCGACAACGUGUUCCUGCUGUCACGCCUUCAGUACUGGCGCCUGCUCCUGGACUGUAAGGUCCACCACCACGGCUCCUCUCUGGCUCAGCUGGACCGCCUAGUGCCAGGGGAAUUGCUCUCUCCCUACACUGGCAUCCUGCUCCCCAUUCUCAUCAGCUCUCUGGUGUCCGUAGCCUACCACACCUUUCACCAGGCCCUGGGGUCUCAGAAGAACAUUUUAGCUGAGUGCUUCUCCAAACUCAUGCAAGACAACGUUCUUCCUAAUGCAAAGAUUGUUAAAGGUUUUCUGUUCAGCAAUGUGGAACGAGUUCACAUUGCUAUGCGCUACAUGGAGAACUGCUGGAGGAUCUAUCAGGCUAUGAGUAAGGACAGCCCCACGGCCUCCCCCGGCCUCACCAUGACCUGCCGGCAGCUGCUGUUGAUGUUUAAGGAUCUCAAGGUGUUGGACACUGAACUGACCGCGAGGAAGCUAGUGGAGGUUUAUACUGCAGUGAAUCAGGACCCCAGCAACCUGUCCUACUGCAACCUGGAGCAGGAGGUUACGUUCCUGGAGUUCUUCGAGGUGCUCCUUGGUUGUGCCGAUGUGAAGCGGGACGAGGAAGCUAGAGACCAGCCACCUCAGCCCGGCCCGGCCAGUAGUCCUCCCAACCAGAGGGCCUCUCUAGCAGGGGACAGCCCCCCACCAACAACCACCCACCUCUCCCAGACGGAUGCAGCAAAAGUAAAAUGUCUGGAGGGCACUGAAGAGUCCAGCUCCAAGUCAGAGAUGGAGAAAUCGAUGGAGGCUCUGAAUUCCUCCAGUUUUGAGAAAUCUGAAGUCGGUGUCAAGGAUCACACGACGGGUUUGUUAUCUCUCCUUAUUCCACCACCAUUUAUUGCAGAUAUACAACAUAUAAUAAUUGUAUUGUGUAUUUUUCUUAUAGAUCUUUCAACAGUUAGCGAACUCAGUGUCCAGCAGGGGACUCACCCAGACGACCAGGUGUCCUCGGCGUGCGUCAGUGUGUCCAUGCAGCAGGCCUCGGCACUGGAGAGCGAAAGCUUCCCUUUGAACCCUAGCGAGGCCACUAGACAGACCGGGGUCGUUGAGAAGGAGGCAGAGGAGAGUGAGCUGGACAUGUGGAUUCAGAGGACACACCUGUUCUUCAGCCAGCUGUUUUUCCCUGCCUAUGAGCACUGCCAGCGCCUGGACCAGGAGGUACAGGACGAGAGGUGUCGCCAGAAGGCCCAGCAACGCAUCGCCUUGGCCAAGGCCCAAGAGAGGGCCAGGCAAAUAAAGGAGCUCAAGGCAGAAGAGGAGGAGAGAAGGGAGGAAGAGAAGAGGCGAAGGGAGGAAGAGGAGGACGAGUUGACCGGCCCCUCCCCAGGGGCCCUGACCCCAGUGGGCUCCAGCUCGUCUCUGGCUCCCACAGCCACAGGCAAGAAGAACAAGCAGCUCAUAUCCAAAGAGGCUCUUUAGUUAUAUUUCCUCUGUCUCUAAUUCUAUGCACCAUGUUUCCCCUGCGAUGAAAUAGGAAAAAUAUGGUGGCAUAUCACAAAAUAAAUAUAGACCAUUGAU